Molecule: messenger RNA, 1356 nt
Organism: Aspergillus niger
Lineage: Eukaryota; Fungi; Ascomycota; Eurotiomycetes; Eurotiales; Aspergillaceae
Exons: 2
Coding region: 1-1356 (451 amino acids)
Cellular component (GO): membrane
Molecular function (GO): glycosyltransferase activity
Source: RefSeq, a predicted model, not a curated record
AUGGCAAUCCGUCGAUUUCGUCGCAUCACCAUCCUCGCCUCCCUCUUGGGUGUAUUCCUCCUCUACCACUUUCUCUCCAUCCGCCCAGAGCUCUACACCCGCAGCGCUACCCAGCUCCGCACUCCGCAGAGCACCCCGCAGAGCGCUCCAAAUGAGCCUCCCGAAUGUCCCCCUCUCGAGGGGAUCGAAGAUGUCCUGAUGGUCAUGAAGACAGGUGUCACCGAAGCCCUCGACAAAGUCCCCGUUCACUUCCAAACAACGCUGCGCUGCGUCCCUAACUACAUUAUCUUCUCGGAUUUCGAAGAAGAAAUCGAAGGCGUCAAAAUCCAUGACGCUCUCCGCACAAUGGACAGCACUGUCCGAGACACCGUUGCCGACUUCAACCUCUACAAUCGUCUCCGCGAACAAGGUCGCGCCGGUCUCGAAUCGGCCGACUUCGCUGACGAGGCCAACUCCAACAUCGGCAAGCCCAACAACCCGGGCUGGAAGCUCGACAAAUGGAAAUUCCUCCCUAUGGUGCAGCAGGCCCUCACUUAUAAGAACAAUGCCAAAUGGUAUGUCUUCAUGGAGGCAGAUACCUAUUUCUCGUGGCCGACACUCCUCGAGUGGCUUUCGCAUUUCGAUCCAAAAGAACCCCACUACAUCGGCACUGAGACUCAGAUCGCAGACGUCAUCUUUGCGCAUGGCGGUUCCGGCUUCGUUGUCUCCAACCCAGCCAUGCAACUCGCCUCGAACGAGUACGCAACCCGUACCGUAGAGCUGAACGAAUACACCGACUGGCAUUGGGCUGGCGAUUGUGUUCUGGGCAAGGUUCUCGCUGACGCCGGUGUCCCCUUGCGCUACUCAUGGCCGAUCCUCCAGAACUCCAACGUCGGAGAACUGGACGAAUUUGCCAAGGGCUUCUACCGCAAGCCAUGGUGUUUCCCCGCAGUAGCAUUCCACCACCUGACAUCUCACGAGAUCCGGGAUCUCUACGAGUUCGAGAAACGCCGACGUCAACAGCAUACCCCUGCUAACACACAACCCCUCCACAUCCAGACUACCAGCAACGUCCUCCUCCACCGCGACGUCUUCAAAGAACUCAUCUACCCCGAGCUCUCGAACGUCCGCGACAGCUGGGACAACCUCUCCGACGAAGAACACCCCGCCAUCACCGACUUCCACGAAUGCAAAACCCUCUGCUCCAGCUCGCGAAGCUGCGCGCAAUUCGUCAUGCGCGACGGCAUUUGCUUCACCGGCGAAACGCCCCGACUGGGUGUCAGAAACCCUACAGCCCGAUCUGGCUGGAUCUUAAGCACAAUCGAGCACAUGAUGGAUCACGCACCGCGGUGUCCUCAUCCUGACUUUGGACUUUGA